AUGAGGAUAUGGGACAGGAACGGGGACGAGGAUGAGGACGGGCCGCAGGAAAGGCCGAAUUACGCGCGGAAAGCCACACGUGCGCUGCACGCAUUCCGGCGGACAGAUGCGACGCGCUGCGGCAGCGGCGUCGAUGGCACCGCUCGGAGACCACAGGAGCACGGGACAAAGGGGCGAGAGGGAGCUGGAGAAGAGGGCUCGGCGGCGCACGCGGCGGGGAGGGGCGGGGGGGAGGCGGCCCUCCGAGGAGGCCGGGGUGGGGGAGAAGCUGCCCCCGAGCGGACUGGCGGCUCGAUGGAGUGGACGAGGGCGAAACGCAGAGUGCGAGCCCGUGCUCGAGCCCACGAUGUCUAGUAUCAGUGGCAGAAACGGGCCACCGUGAUCGGCCGCGCAGCGGGGAGCGCGA
This is a messenger RNA of Prorocentrum cordatum, 406 nucleotides long. The record is from the annotation of a GenBank genome assembly. NCBI's taxonomy places the organism in Eukaryota, Dinophyceae, Prorocentrales, Prorocentraceae.